CACCUCCAUCAUUCCUCCCCGGCCUUCCUUUUCUGUUUUGUUUCAGCCUCUUCUGCUACCCACCUACGAGCAACCUUUCAACUCAUAAACCUUUUGUCUUUUACUCCAUACUUUGUAUUCUUUGAGAGGCUAUUCUGGAAAAAUGUCAAAACUCGAACAAGACAAGGAUACCUUCAUCCCCGCCCCUCCACCGAUCCACACACAAGAAUCAUCAUCGUCCCAUUCGGACCAAGCGACGUUUACACACCGCGAGCACGAAAAUAACCAACAACAACGGCACAUACUACAACAACCACAACACCGACAACGUAAUCCCAUGGACCCCAACCCGAACCCGUACCCUUACCACGCCGAACACGGACCUCCCAUCGACAACGCCCUCAAGUACGCCGAGGCCGAGGAGGAUUAUCAACACCAUAAGACUCUGUGGUGGUCGCGAGUUCGACACCACCUGCGUGACCCCUUUGCCGAAUUCCUCGGGACUUUUAUAAUGAUCCUGUUCGGUGACGGAUCCGUGGCUCAAGUCACGCUCUCCGCGAACCCCAACCUACCAAAGAGUAGUCAGAACAAGGGUGACUAUCAAAGUAUUUCAUGGGGUUGGGGUAUAGGUGUGAUGUUGGGGGUCUAUGUCGCAGGUUGCGCCGGAGGUCACCUGAACCCCGCCAUAACCAUGGUCAAUUGUAUCUACCGAGGGUUCCCUUGGUGGAAGUUCCCCAUAUACGCCUGCGCCCAGGUGGCGGGAUGUUUCUGCGGUGCGGCCGUCAUCUACGGGAACUACAAGUCGGCCAUCGACGCCUACGAAGGUGGUGCCUCCAUCCGUACGGUCCCGGGUUACAGUGACACGGCGACCGCCGGGGUCUUUUGUACCUACCCCCAACCCUUCCUCACCAAAACCGGACAGUUCUUUUCCGAGAUCGUCUCGAGCACCGUCUUGGUCUUUGUCAUUUUCGCCGUCAAGGACGACGCCAAUCUGGGAGCGGGCAAUCUGGUCCCCCUCGCGCUGUUUUUCCUGAUUUUUGGAAUCGGUGCAACCCUGGGUUGGGAAACGGGUUAUGCGAUCAAUCUCGCUCGAGACUUUGGUCCUAGAUUGUUCACCUACUUUGUCGGUUAUGGACAUGAGGUUUGGAGUGCUGGAGGUUAUUAUUUUUGGAUUCCAAUGAUCGCUCCAUUCAUAGGUUGCACUUUUGGUGGGUUCCUAUACGACGCCUUCAUUUACACGGGUGAAUCACCAAUCAACACCCCGUGGAUGGGACUGAAAAGACUUGUCCACCCAUCCAAAAAGGGAAUCAAGGAAGCCUUUUACGGUCGUCCUGAGAAGGAAGUUUGAGGUAUUUCUUCUUGCGUUGCCAAUUCUUGACACAGAUGGGUUUUUUUUCCUUUGGCGGCGUUGGAACAUUUUGUGAUGUUUCUUGUACGAAUACGAAACGUGUCACAGCCCUGAAAUCGGUCCAGGCUUUGUUGUAUUUUGAAACAAGAAAAGAAGCUUCGUGUUUAUUUGGC
Exophiala oligosperma is the source of this 1500-nucleotide messenger RNA. RefSeq lists its product as uncharacterized. Lineage: Eukaryota; Fungi; Ascomycota; Eurotiomycetes; Chaetothyriales; Herpotrichiellaceae. Gene Ontology annotation, biological process: water transport; glycerol transmembrane transport. The coding region runs from base 143 to 1327 and encodes 394 amino acids. Gene Ontology annotation, cellular component: plasma membrane. The record is from RefSeq and is a predicted model, not a curated record. The transcript has 3 exons. Gene Ontology annotation, molecular function: glycerol channel activity; water channel activity.